Messenger RNA from Daldinia childiae, 528 nucleotides. RefSeq names its product putative c6 finger domain protein. Gene Ontology annotation, molecular function: zinc ion binding; DNA binding. The coding region runs from base 1 to 528 and encodes 175 amino acids. Gene Ontology annotation, biological process: DNA-templated transcription. Lineage: Eukaryota; Fungi; Ascomycota; Sordariomycetes; Xylariales; Hypoxylaceae. The record is from RefSeq and is a predicted model, not a curated record. The transcript is spliced from 3 exons.
AUGCACGCGCAGAUUAUAUAUAUGAUCAUGUUUGCUCUGGAUAACGCUGCCACGCCAGAAGUGCCCGAGAUACGUUUACAGAUGCUCAUGACCUUUGACCUUUAUGGGAAAAGGAGUAAAGAAUUCGAUUCGAUGGUAUGGUUCCCCGUCAGCGACUUUGAUAAUCCUGGCGUGACUUGGGAAGAGUGGGUUUAUACCGAGUCGCGGCGAAGAUGUGCCGUUACUUGGUUCCUCUUGAGUCGCGUGAUAGACCUCAAGUUUGGGGUUAUGUGCCCCAGCAUCAGCAAUUACCGCGCGCUCCCGCUUCCUUCCCCGGACUCGCUUUGGAGUGCUAGGACACGAGCGCAGUGGGAAAAUGCCCGCGUGAUUCAUCUUGAACGGAAUAACUCGUCGCUGCGGACAUUUGGAGAUCUAAUAGAUGCUCGAUUAUGUCCUCAUAACUCAGACCGCGGGCAUGAGCUGAACAGAUGGUAUGCAAACUGCGACAAGCUGGGACUUCUCUUAACCCUGGCCACCACCAUGGUGUAA